Molecule: messenger RNA, 1296 nt
Organism: Fulvia fulva
Lineage: Eukaryota; Fungi; Ascomycota; Dothideomycetes; Mycosphaerellales; Mycosphaerellaceae
Product: Trans-acting enoyl reductase
Exons: 4
Coding region: 1-1296 (431 amino acids)
Biological process (GO): glycolipid biosynthetic process
Cellular component (GO): plasma membrane; lipid droplet; mitochondrion
Source: RefSeq, a predicted model, not a curated record
AUGUUCUCUUCACAGCACCCUACUCGCCUUCCAUCGAACAUCAUGUCUCAAGACAAGCGUCAGUAUGAGGCCAUAGUCUUUGGGGCCACUGGCUACACUGGAAAGUACACAGCAGAACACAUCGCCUCUCAUCUGCCAACAGACUUCAAAUGGGCCAUUGCGGGUCGAACAGAAAGUAAACUGAAAGCAGUCGCCGACGAACUCCGCCCUGUGAGCCCGGACCGUGUGCAGCCUGGGAUCGAGCUCGCGCAGCUGAACAAGGACGACCUCGUCAAGCUCGCCAGGAAGACCAAGGUACUCAUCAGCACAGUUGGACCUUACCAUAAAUAUGGAACCGCCGCAUUCGAGGCAUGCGCUGAGACUGGCACGCACUAUCUCGACUGCACUGGUGAGAUACCAUGGGUCUACGAGAUGACCAAGAAGUACGAUGCUCUCGCGAAGUCGACGGGUGCAAUCAUGAUCCCCCAAAAUGGUGUCGAGAGUGCUCCAACAGAUCUGAUUUGCUGGAUGCUCGUAACGCACAUUCGCCGAACGCUCAACACUGGAACAGCCGAGUUAAUUGAUAUCAUCCACGACCUGAAUUCCGCUCCCAGUGGAGGCACCCUUGACACCGUAUUGAGCUUGUUUGAAACAUACAGCCUUAGCCAGGUUGCCAAAGCAAUGUCUCCAUUCUCACUCUGCACAGUAACGCCACCCAAGCAAAAUCGCAGCAAGCCACUUCUGGAAGCUCUCACAGGCAUUCGCACAGAUGAUGUCCUGGGCACCCUGACCACCAGCAUUCAGGGACCAACAGACGCGCCCAUCAUCAAUCGCACCUAUGGCCUGAUCGACGGUGGCAAGUUCUAUGGUCCAAACUUCCAGCUCAGCACAUAUAUGCGCGUGAGCAACAAAGUCAACGGUUUCCUGGUACAUCUGGCCCUUACUUUUGGUCUUGCUGCCCUCAUCCUGCCACCUGUCCGGUGGGCCGCCCGCAAGUUCGUUCUCCAGCCAGGUCAAGGCACACCUCGAGAGCAAGCUAGCAAAGAGCACUGCGAAUGGCGAGCAAUUGCGAAUGCUGAUCAGAGUGAUGAUUCGGAGGAUCCCAAGCGCGCCUAUGGUCGUGUUCGAUGGAACGGAUCUAUGUAUGAUUUGACCGGGACGUUCCUCGCGGAAGCGGCAUACUGUCUGUCUCGAGAGUCCAAGACGCUUGCACACGAAAUCGGCGGCGGCGUACUCACCCCAGCUACUUUGGGUGCGUCAUAUUUAUCUCGACUGCAGAAAGCCGGACUUGAGACUUCCGUCUCAAUUCUGCCUUAG